AUGAAAAUAAUUUUAAUCUUAACAUUUUUCCUUUUUUUCGAAAGAUACUACUUUUUGAAUAUUCAAAAGAGGAAAACUUAUUAUUUCCUGAACAACAAAAAUAAUUUUAGGAAAAAAGAAAAACAUGUUUGCAAGAGUUUAAAAUGUAAAUUAGAAGGCAUAGAAUAUAAAGUUCACAAUUUGGACAAUUCAACUGAUUUUUACAAAAAUGUAUUAGGUUUCAAAAUUUUAGAAAAAGGAAAUAAUUUCGCUAAAAUUUUUUUAGGAGUUAAUGAAGCCUAUAUAAAAAUAAUACAAAAAGAUGAAGAGAACAUGACCAUAGGGGAGCAUUCUUUCCUUGGUUUGGGAAUACAUUUAAAAGAAUUUGAUAUAGAUAAAACAAAAACUUACAAAGGAAAUGUGGAGGAGGAAAUUGAAAAAAGACCUAUCACAGCUUGUAUAUUGCCAGAUGAAGAUGCACAAGUCAGGAGGUUUUGGACCAACUGUUUCAUAACUGACCCAGACGGUUAUGGUAUAGAAGUAGUGUUGCAAGAUGAUGGAAGCAAGCUUAAUAGGAUUAGACUGUUUACAACAUCAACAAAAGAUUCUCAGAAGUUUUAUUCCGAUAUAUUGGGCAUGGAUCUGGUUAAAAUACAGAGUCAUUUAGAAGAAAUUUCAUACCCCUGGAAUAUUUAUGGAGGUAUGAGUUAUUUUUAUUCCUCAAAAAAAAAUUUAACCUUACUACAAUUAGCAUAUGCAUAUGAUGAGGAUAAGCUGCACAUGGGGAAUUCCCUGGGAAAUAUAAUUUUAAGUUUCGAUGAUUUAAAUGCAGUUGAAAAAAGGCUACGAGAAAAUAACAUCGAAAUAGUAAAGUGCCAAAAUGGCAUGUUAGUGAAAGACACGGACGGAUAUGAUGUUUACUUGAAGGGGAAUAAAUGA
Plasmodium malariae is the source of this 918-nucleotide messenger RNA. It is a transcript of the gene GILP, whose product is annotated as glyoxalase I, putative. The record is from RefSeq and is a predicted model, not a curated record. NCBI's taxonomy places the organism in Eukaryota, Apicomplexa, Aconoidasida, Haemosporida, Plasmodiidae. Gene Ontology annotation, molecular function: lactoylglutathione lyase activity. Gene Ontology annotation, cellular component: cytoplasm. Bases 1 to 918 code for a protein of 305 amino acids. The transcript has 6 exons.